AUGGAGCAGGUCGGCAUCAUGUCUUGGGCCUCAGCGCUUCUUGGAUACAGUAACCCUGAGCUGCAUGUGCUGCUGUCAGUCACAGCGCUGAAGCAUAGAUCCCACUCACAGGCUCAUGCUGUGCAGCUGCACCGCACACAGAGCUCCGACAUUUGUAAAUCCGUCAAUAAAUCAGCAUUCAGAGUGAGAGAGGAGAGGAGCAUUGGUGACACUACAAUGUCUUAUGAGCGUAUUCUGUCAAUCACAGACUUAAGUGAGGUACAGAACCCCUGGAAAGGGGUCACCAUGAAUCGCUGCUUGGUUCUUGCCCUGGUCGUGCUGCUUGUGAGCUCAGGGGUCAGCGAAUUACAUGAAGCUGUGGAUUAUGUUGUGGAGGAGACAGGAAUUAUGUCUUUCAUAGGAAGUCUGCAGGACGGAUCAAUAUUGCAGUUUUCUGUGUGGGACAAUCUAAAAUCAUGGUGGGGAGCUGAAGAACUGGGGACGAUAAGACGCAGAAAAAAGCCCAUCGGCAACAAAGCAAUCCUCAAACCAAAAACCAAGCCUUAG
Messenger RNA from Knipowitschia caucasica, 546 nucleotides. The record is from the annotation of a GenBank genome assembly. NCBI's taxonomy places the organism in Eukaryota, Metazoa, Chordata, Actinopteri, Gobiiformes, Gobiidae.